Molecule: messenger RNA, 1923 nt
Organism: Penicillium brasilianum
Lineage: Eukaryota; Fungi; Ascomycota; Eurotiomycetes; Eurotiales; Aspergillaceae
Source: the annotation of a GenBank genome assembly
AGCACACACACCCCACACCCCUCCAACCCAUCAACAUGACCGACCUCACACCGACACUAAACACCCUCCUCUCCGCCAAAAAUGGACGGCCCAUUCCACCCCCAUCAACCCGACCCCCCUCAACCGAGGUCGCAGACGAGUUCCUCAAGGAGGCCCAUCGCAUCAACUCUCAUAUAACUUCUCUACUAAGAUACCUCCACUCAAUUCGCCACGCCUACCUAACAACGACCGCCCAUCCCCGCCGCCAUCCCAAAGAAUCACUCACAUCCUCCCACUCUAUCUCCACCCCGUCCCACCACCAAACAAACCUCACCGACCCCGAACGCGACGAAAUCGACACCUCAACAGCCCUCCUCCUCCGCGACCUCGCAACAUCCAUAACGAACCUCUCCUCCGCCGAAACCCUGCGCCAAGAAACCUCCGCCUCCAUCCUCCGCAAAAAAUACGGCCACAGCGCCGCAGGUGCACUCCUCUGGCGCUGGGCGGGCGGUGGCAGUGCCCUCGACGACGCCACGGCGCACGACGGGAAAUCCGCGGAGCAGAUCGAGGCGGAGGAGAGGGCGAAGAUGAUUGCCGGUGUGAGGGAGGGGGUGCUUUGGUUUCUCAGGAGGGAAUUGGAUGGGGUCGCGGGGGUGCAGAGGGGGAUGGUGGAGAAGAGGAUUGAGCGGGCCAGGGAGAAGGAGAAGAGUGUUUUGUAUAAGCGUGCUGGAGCUGGAGCUGGUGCGGGGAAGGGUGGGGAAGUGUCUACGGGUGGAGAGCGCGCAUCUAGGACGGUGGACAUUUCGGCGUCGUCGAUGCAGGCGCCCGAUGCGACAGUGUUGAGUGAGGCGGAGACGGCGCGUAUCGAGGCGCAGUUAUCUCCGGAGCAAUUGCAGUUGUUUGCCGAGGAGAACGAUACCAUGUUGAGGCAUUACGAGGAUACUUUGGGGAAAGUACAAAACGCCGAAAAAUCUCUCUUGGAAAUAUCCUCUCUCCAAGAAACACUCGUCUCCCAUCUCGCCACGCAAGAGGAAUACAUCUCGCAAUUGGUCAGCGACGUGGACACGACGCAGAGCAAUGUGGGCCGCGGUAAUAAGGAGCUGAAGCGCGCGACGGAGCGCCGGAGUACGGCGCAAGCCGUGUUCUGGGGCACGGUUGGAUUGUGUACCUGGCUUGUGGUGUGGGAUUUGGUGUUUUGAGGGCGAGAGCUUGACCUGGGCUUCCUGGGGACAGCUCUUGAUAUAGCAUGUUCAUAUCGCAUCGCAUUAUUUGUUGCUCAGCGCAUUCGGGCAUUGAGCCUGGACAGUGUAGCCCUUGCAUGGCCAUUUUCUACUAGGAUAACAUCCAUUAUAUCCAUUUGAACUAUUCAUAGCAGUGCUACGAGUAGCAUCGUCCAUCAUGAAACUGACAAGGGUAGCAGUAGGAUCAUAUGCCAUAAGACCCGAGGUCAAGUGAUCAAAGUCCAGGUCUAAUUUAUGGAAAAGGCAAUACACCAAUAGAAGCCUUCUUUCCAAAUCAUCAAAGUCCAAAAGUCUUCUGAUAUUCCGAGCCGUAGAUCUACAUGUGAUUGUGAUGCAUAAUAAAGAAAUGCCCAAAAUCCAUGAAAAUGAAAAAUGAAAAUGUGUCCAUCAUAUGCCGUCUUCCCGAAACCAUACCGAGUAUGAGGCACAGGAAAUGUGGUAAUUGGAGAAAAAAAAAAAAAGGUGAAUCGAAAAGGUGGGAAUGAAAAAAAAAAAAAAAAGCCGAACCAGAUAGUUAGUCACUUUAGCAAGAGUAGUGAGUGGCCUACGAGGUCUCACGGACGACGCUGUCCACGGCCUCGGCGAAGUAAUCCAGGUUAUGCGUGUUCAGGCCAGCCAUAGAUAUACGGCCGUUCUUAGUCUAGAAGGAGAAUGUAUUAGUAAAAACGUGAUUUUCGCAAAAGAGAGGGUCAGUAGGCUGGAU